UAACGCCAAUUUCGGCUCUGCUUCCUACAUCCUCAGCGUUGACAGUGCUUUCUAGCGCGGAUCACAAUCGCGACGGGAAGUGGAACAUCCCCUAGGAGUCAGUAUCACGCAGUCACGGAUAUCAUGGGUUGUGGUCAAGCCAGCGGCAUCCCCUUUUUCAUUUGUCUUGCAGUCAUCAUCCAUCCAUGCCCGAGCGUGCAUAGUCGAGUCUUGCUUCCCCCUUGCAUUUUCAUCGGAGCAGAGUAUCGGUCACUCGCUUCUGGUUCUGCCCCUCCCCAUAAUCACGUCACGGCGAUAGUGCCUGGCGCAAAGUCAACCCCCAAACCCCACUCUUCCAUCCCCCAAAGUCAAUCAUCGGAUGCUAAAUCCUUAAACCAAAAAUCCUUGUAUCAGGCAGCCCCAUGGGCAAAGAACGCUGUUAUUCUGCCUAUUGCUGUAGCCUCCCUCGUGUUUUUCAGAGGCAUGAGGGCGUAUGUAGCUUUUGAAUGGAAUGAACUCGUUUGGUUUAGCCCCUCCGUUUGGCUGAGGUGCGUGGUGCGUUUUUGUGACACGUCUGAGGAUCUUUAGAUUGCUAAUUUUAGGUUUCCGCUAUGUGGUCACUCUAAAGUCACUUACAUUAAUCUCACUGUCACGCAGAUGAUUUGGAAUCUUUGAUUGCUUUGAGAUGGACGAGACCAGCUCGAUCCUUUUUAUAUUUUCUAUUUUUCUUAAAGGUUUUGUGCUUCUUAUUACGAAAGGCUGAAAUUGUGGAAUCCUGGACGCCAAAGACCAUUACCUCCCUUUUUCUGAACUAUAAGCCUUGAGCUUCUCAAAUUCUUUAGAAAUAGUUGAAGAUUACCUUCCUAUCCGUCUG
Messenger RNA from Mytilinidion resinicola, 853 nucleotides. RefSeq lists its product as uncharacterized. Bases 124 to 567 code for a protein of 147 amino acids. Lineage: Eukaryota; Fungi; Ascomycota; Dothideomycetes; Mytilinidiales; Mytilinidiaceae. The transcript has a single exon. The record is from RefSeq and is a predicted model, not a curated record.